Molecule: messenger RNA, 2607 nt
Organism: Pipistrellus kuhlii (Kuhl's pipistrelle)
Lineage: Eukaryota; Metazoa; Chordata; Mammalia; Chiroptera; Vespertilionidae
Product: protein diaphanous homolog 1-like
Exons: 2
Coding region: 1096-2043 (315 amino acids)
Source: RefSeq, a predicted model, not a curated record
CCGGGCCCCCUGCGGCCCCGCCCUCGGGCAGCCAGCCGCCCGUGUGGCCGGGGGACUGACCGGACGAUGGUGACUUUGUGACCCGGGGAAGUGAGGUCGCUUUUUAUAUCGUCUAUAACCGCCUGUUAUUUAUUGGUUGUUACCUGCUGCUGCUGCCUCUGCGUCCGAAGCUCCCAGGAAUGCGGGGGUACCCCCCCUCCGCCCCCUCGUUUACAUGUGCAGCCCUCGCCCACCUGCCAGCAGCGGCCGAGACGCCAAAAACGUUUUAUUUUCAGAGACUGUGCUUGCUGUUUGGAGAGGGGGGAGGCGGCUUCUUAACUGGCUCCGCCCUGGUCCCUCCCCGAAUGCCCCGCCUGGCACCCCUUUUCUCCGUCCCCGUCCACUCUCCGCUGGUCCCGUGUCCUCCCUGGGCCCUGAGCGUCUCUCCGAGGACAGACGGGGCAUCUUUCGGGCUCUCGGCUCUUGCUGCGGUGUCUGUGGCAGCCAGGAGCGGGCGGCUUCGGGGAGGAGGGGAAGACGGAGGGCGUGGCACGCAGGUGAGCAGAGUGGGGCUCGUCCUCCCCCAGGCGGGCGUCUCCUCCUGCUCUCCUGCCCGCCCGCCGCCCGGCCCGCGCCGGAUCCGAGGGGAGAGAAGGGUGCGGGUCGCCCCGUCCGGGUGUGGCUGCUCCUGGGGGCUGUGCCCGCCUGCUCUCGUAGGAAUUGUUUUAGCUCCGUCUGCCCCUCGGAAGGGCGGCCCCGGAACUGCCGCAGGGAAGUCAGACGACCUUGGACGGAGGCCCGGAGAGCAGGCUGGCUCCGGCUCUGAGACGGGGCCCCCCUGGCCCUAUCUUGCCCCAGCCGCCCCCCGAGGCCUGGUGAGUACUGUGGAAGGUCCUCCCUGCCGACACGGUGAUCCCAGGGGAGUUGGCGGUGCGUGCCGAUGCGCUGGCGUGUGUCUGUGCGCGCCGGCCCCAGCAGACGGGGCGGCCGUGGCUCUCUUGUCUGGGCACAGGUCUCCGGCAUGGCAGCCUGGUGUGGAGGGGCCGCUGAGGCUCUGGAGCUGUCUCUGGCCCAGAGCUGGUCCUCGCCCAGAGGAGGGGUGGGGUUGGGGACCUGAUGGAGUUCCCGCUGCUGCUCUGCAAAGCCAGCCGCCCGCCACCUCCGGCUCAGCCCAGCCCUGGAGCCACAGGAUUGUCCUCCGUCUCCACGCCGCCUCCACUGUCAGCCCCAGGCCCCGCAGGGACGGGAGCGGCAGUGCCAUUGUCACAGGUGACUGAAGGCCCGGCUCUCCGAGGCCCCUGUGGCCACCUGUCUGCUCCGGCCGCUGCCCCAGGGGGCCCAGGGUUGCCGGGCAGGGACAGUUCUGCCCCCUCAUCUCACCAGGCCUCUGGCGGUGGCACCUUGGAACGCCUCGCUCCCCCCCCCCCAGCCCCAGGCCUGGGACCCUGUGCGAUGUUGCUCCCUGGGGCCCCAGGGGCGGGGUCCAGCUCGUGCCCGCAGCCUCUGCGCCCCCUUCGUGUGGAUGGUACUUGGGAGAAGGCCAUGGGUUUCCCGUUUAACCAGACGACACCCCUCUCUUCCCCCGAGAUGCUUUUGUUUGACAGCCAGCUCCACAGACGACAGACACACCUGAGCUUUCUGGGACUGUGUCUCUUCUUUGUGUGUGGGGUGCUGGGUGGGAGGAGAGAUUGGGGGUGGGGGUGGGGAGCGAGUUUCCUGGGCAGAGGCAGCCUCUCCCUGGAGAAAGAAAGCCUCAUGCAUGACACCCCAGCUUCCAUGUCUAAGGGAUCCAAGAAGGGAAUGUGGGAGCGCCCCCUGGUGGCCGUGAGCUGCAAAGGCAUGUGGGGGGCCCCCCAACUGGCUAGAAGGGUGAUGCCGGAGGGUGGGUGGGAGGCGCGUCAGGGGCUGUGGCCUCCCCUCAGCCCUGGCCUCCAGCCCCCCGUUAUUGACGGUGUGUUUCCCAGAUGCCCCUCUGCCAGGCGUCCCCCGGGGAUGAGUGAGUUAGUGUCAGGGCACUGUGAUGAGAUCCCCCACCCCCUUUUUUUUAAAAUCUCUGCAGAAUAAACCCAAUGGUCGAUUUUUGAAUGAAUAAAAGGCUUUUGUUGAAUAAACAGCUGGUCCCAUCUCUGUCUUGGCAUCCGGGCCCAGGCUCUGUCUACUCCUGAGGAUGGGACAGAUGCAGGCUGCAGCCCGCCCGCCCCGCCCUCCACCACCCCGCCUGGGCUGUCCAAGGUCAUCCCCCCAGGUACUUGCUGGAGAGCGACCUGCCCCGGACGCUGAGCGAGUCGUUUCGGUCCAGUGGGACUCAGUUUCUCCGUCCCCCAGGUGGAGGUGGGAGCGGCCGGUGCCGGGCUCGGGCGGUCCCGGCACCCCCACGGGAGCCUGAGCUUAGGAAAGGGAUUUGGGCAACUCUUCCCCCCACACACAAAGGUAGUUCUCUCGCUGCGGUGUUUCUCUCUGUGCCCCCAGCCCUCGGCCUCCCGGGGUGCUGCCUGCCUGGCUCCGCUGCCCGCGUCUCGGGAGGGCAGGGAGGCCCCGGGAGGGCGGGCGCCACGGGGCUCGCCAGGCCGCCUCCUGCUUCUCUGUAUGUCGUCCGUGUCUCGCCAAUUAAACUCGCUUCCUGCUGUG